Colletotrichum higginsianum IMI 349063 is the source of this 687-nucleotide messenger RNA. RefSeq names its product Ankyrin repeat containing protein yar1. The transcript has 2 exons. Bases 1 to 687 code for a protein of 228 amino acids. NCBI's taxonomy places the organism in Eukaryota, Fungi, Ascomycota, Sordariomycetes, Glomerellales, Glomerellaceae. Gene Ontology annotation, molecular function: protein binding. The record is from RefSeq and is a predicted model, not a curated record.
AUGGCUGAAGGCACUGUACCUCCACACACAUCACUCGAAAAUUUCUACCUCAGUCUCAAGACUCAUUCAGACCCUCAGACAGCGCUCAUUAAAAUCUCAGCAAAAAUGGCUCCCAAACUCUCAGAAGAGGAGAUCGAUGAUCUGAUUUACCUGUCACGAGCCGGCGAGCUCGCCGAGCUUCAAGAAACGCUCAAGACCCUGUCGGAGCGCGAGAACGCCUCCGUCGGCGAGGUCAUCACCGCCGCCAAGGAUGAGGGCAAGUCGACCUGCCUGCACAUGGCCGCGGGCAACGGCCACAUCGAUAUUGUCAAGGCCCUGAUCGCGGCCCUGGACGCGCGCCCCGCUGACGAGAAGAAGGCCUACGUUGACGCGGCCAACGAGUUCGGCAACACGGGCCUGCACUGGGCGUGCCUGGGCGGUCACCUCGAGGUCGUCAAGGUGCUCAUGGCGCACGGUGCGUCGCCGGCUGCGGCCAACGACAAGGACCAGAUCCCGCUCGACUCGGCCCUCUUCAACGGCAAGCGGGAGGUGGCGGACUGGUUCCUCGCGCAGUCGGAGACGAUGGAGGGCGGCAACCGGGAGGACGGCCUCAGCGGCGCCGCGGCGGGUGUCGAGAUCGAGGACGACGGCGAGGAGGCGGGUGAGAAGACGAAGGAGGAGGCCGGCGAGGGUAGCAAGGCUUCAUAG